Hirsutella rhossiliensis is the source of this 729-nucleotide messenger RNA. RefSeq names its product centromere DNA-binding protein complex CBF3 subunit. The record is from RefSeq and is a predicted model, not a curated record. Gene Ontology annotation, molecular function: DNA binding. Lineage: Eukaryota; Fungi; Ascomycota; Sordariomycetes; Hypocreales; Ophiocordycipitaceae. The transcript has 5 exons. Bases 1 to 729 code for a protein of 242 amino acids.
AUGGAGUAUGGAUCUGCUCUGCGGCAUCGAGAUCCGCGAUCUUGUCUCAUCGGCGCCCUCGCGUUCUGGCUUUUCUGGCGCUGGCAGGUAGAAAAGGCGGAAAGGUUUCCCGUCUUCCAAAGAAGCGAAGACUGGUAUGAAACGAAGGUGCUCCGCCGAUCGGCGAAGGAGCCUCAAGCUCCGUUGUCGGGCCAGACUGCCCGAGAAUGGACGUCCAGGUUCUACAAGAAGGCCGGCAUCAAGGUCUCCAAGGUCAGCCACGCGCCUAGAGUGGCGGCGACGCAAAACGCCGACAUGGCCGGAGUGGAUGAAGGCCAGAUCCGCCGAGCCGAUCUGGGGGUGGAGCAGAACAUGGCCGCCGGCGCCUUCUUGGAACUCCUGGAGUGGCUUCGAGAGGUGCUCCUGCAGGACGCUGUCUUCCUUCGCGAGUCCUACCCCGACCAUCCUAUCUUUCAGGAUCCGGUCUUCUCUUGCCCCGAGUUUGAAGCGUUCGCCAGCAAAGUUCAAGACACAUGCACACGGGACCACGAAGACAGCCAUACCACGGUCAUUCAAAAGCGAUCCCGGUGGUUGCGGAGAAGCUGCGCACAUUGGAUGAGUUUGCGCAGGCCACCUACACCGUCACCUUCAGCCCCGGCCAAGGUGCUGCAGGUCAACAUGCGGAGAUCGCGGGAGCUCAUCAACAGAGGCGCCGCGCUCCACGAGAGACGGUCCUCAGGUCCGAGAUAG